UAAAUUUUAAAAGACACCAUUUGAUUGGUUAAUUUUCCGUACAGAUUUCAAACGUUGCUGGAUGUCAACACAAGGCCGAAUCUUUUGAAUUUAUAUUAAAUGAAAAUGCCUUAAGUAGGUCAUAAUGUCUGACAAGAGUAUCGUGCGAGGUGGAAACCUUGUUGGUGAUGGAUGCAGCGUGCUUGAGCACUCCGCCCUCGAUCAGAGCCUGUUCUAUCCGUCUGAUAUGUCAGCCUUACCAACAUCGACACCAAACCCAGCAAACUUGAGACGCAAAAGUCGAAGGUCAUGGUUCGAGACAACACCAAAAGGUUUCAAGUUUGAGAUAGCUGUUGAAAAGCCAGCAGUGAAGGCACCUGUAAGAAAAAGUGAUACUGUUGAAGUUCUGACCCUUACACAUUUUUCAGGGGCACCAAGACUUGGAUUUGGCACCUUGAAAGUUGGACAUGAAAAGACUUGUACGCUUUUACUAAGAAACCCUCAUGAUUACCAACAAUCUGUGAAGGUUGAAAAGUUUCCAGAAAAGAAACAUUUUAGCAUUUCUUGUAAAGAAUUCAUUGUCGGUCCAGAGGAAUCAUAUCCCCUUGAUAUAACUUGGUCACCAAAGGAGGCAGGUGGUUGUAGAGAGAUGGUAAUGAUGCAAGUUGAUGGGGCAUACAGGGUUCAAGCUUAUGUAUUUGGAACAGUCACUGCACCUCCGCCACAGAAAAAGAAAACAAAACGUGUAGGAUUGCUUGCUUCAAAGGCAACAAGGCCAUUAUCAGUAAUACAUACAAAAAGUCUGGCAAAUAUCAAUCAGCAGUACAGUCCUGAAAAGAAAACAGGAAAGCAGUCUACCAAACAAGCUGUUGGACAGAAAUUACCCAAUCAGAUGACAUCAAAAACCGUUAAACCAUGGGCGCAACCAAAAGGUCAAGCACAAAAGUCCAAAGCUCAGACUCUUAGUGAUGGUAUAUCCAAGAGAGACAGGAGGUCUGGUGAGCCCAAGCGCAAAUCUCCAAGGCUAAGUGAUAAAUAUAAACAAGUUUGUGAAGAGAACAUAGUAAAUGGUAGAAACUUUGUAGAAGAUAUAGAAAACACUGAUCCAGACAGUUUGACAAGAAAAGAGAGAAGGUCAUCAGGGAGGAAAACAUCCUUGCCUAAACCAAAAAUUGAGGAGAAAUUAUCUAGGAAAAAAAUGAGGAGGUCAAAUACAUAUUCUCAAGUGUCUGGACUGGGGCUUGUUGUUCCUAUAAUUCAUGGUGAAACUGUCAAAGGUCUUCAAGACACAAGUCUGUUGAAUAUUGAAGACUGUAAUAUCAGUGGUGUUCAGGUGCUUGAUGAUUCUGUGAGAAAGAUUGACAACGAUUGUUUAGAACCAAGUUUCCUCGAACCAGGCAAUAAUGCAUGUACCCGGCCAUUAAAAGAAAAUGCACCCAAUAUUUUGGAACCAUCUUUUCUCUCUCAGUCUAAAGAUAAUAUUGAAAUUGAAGAUACAGUUUUUGUCAAAGAAGAAGCAAAAACAUUACUAAAAUCAAAGCUUAAUGCUGAUACUCUGGAACCAAGUUUUCUGGAAGAAUACAAAACUACUUAUGUCGCUAAAAACACUGCUUUUAAUGGCGUGAAAAAUAAUGAAACAUUCCAUGACAGUCUAGAUGUCGAAAACCAGUCUGUAGAGGAGCCCAGUUUUCUUCAGAAUGAAAAUGUCAAACCAGACAGACCUAGACGAUCUUUGAGAAAAAGAAGUGGGAUCAUAGAAGUAGAAAAUGACAAUAAGCCAACAGGUGUGAAGUUACUACGUGGUGCCAAGAGAAAUAAUGCGAGAAAAAUAAUCACUUCUGAUACAUUUGCACAAGAAGUUAGUUAUAAAGAUGAUGGUAGUUGUGAAAAACUGACUGAUAAGCAUAAACAUUUGGAUGAUUCAGUUGGCAAAAAUAGCUUACUUGAUCAGUUGAAAAGUCUGAAAUCAUAUGUACAUGAUAAAAGUUUGGAGAUUGAGAAAAGUGGGAAUGAAUCGUUUGUUGGUAUGGAAGAUAAAUGUUCAGCAGAGGAUCUGCCAAGAAGAGAGACUUUUGUGAAAAGUCGAACCUCUCCACGAUUUUCUAUGCCAGCUGCUGAUGCAAACAUUCGUAGGGGAACCUUUGUAGCUGAAUCAACUAAGUUGAAGAUACUUGAAACACAAAAGCCCUCGGAAGCUAGUCCAAGGAGGACAACUUUUACUGUCCCUAAAGAGUUUUCAAAUUCAAGAAAGCUUUUGCAAGAAAAGGAUAAGCAUGAAGCUAAUGCUCUGAAUGAGGAGGAAGAACCAGAAACUGAAGUAGACCAAAUGAAAAAUAAUAAUCAGAAAGAAGUGAAUGACCAAAUGGAAGGAAAUGGUGAUGGACAGAAACAGUUGGAAAGAUUGUAUUCUGCAGAUAGUCUGGAGGACGACUCUUUCGAGAAGCAAACAAAUUCCCCAGAUAAAAUAUUUGUUGAGGGGAAGGUGGAAUGGGCACGUAGAGCAACUUUAACCGUCACAAAAUCAAGACCCUCUGAUGCACUGUUAGAGCAUGCUAAGAGGUCAGCGGCUGCUGUUAAGAAACUGGCAGAUGAAUCUGCAAUGAAGCAUUCAGAACAAACUAUUUCUGAGGAAUUGGCUGGUACUGGGAAUUUGACUGAAGUUCGUGAAGAAAUAUCACCACCAAAGUCUUCACAAAACAGCACAUUUGAAGUGCCCUUAGAAAACAGUGUAUUAGUAGCCAAGGAUUCAAGUUUUCCAACUACCCCAUAUCAUUUACUGCCAACCAGUCCUCAGUUGAAUCUUUCAAGAAGGUCAACUCAUAUAGUAGAAAAACCGAAGGUGGUUAAUUUAAGUAGAAUUGAUGGAAAACAGCUUUUCUCGAAGGAAGUAAAUAAUGAAGUGGGAAAUGAUCGUGAUGAUAAUGAAGCUCCGGGCAGUCUAGAUAAUCAAAAUAGCGACAAUGCUGUGCAGGUCAAUCACAAAGACAAGGAAAACUCUGAAAUUUCUCCAGAAAUUACUGAGCACACUGAUGGACCAAGUUCAAACUUAAGACGAAGAAAAUUAUCAGCUAGAAGAUCAGUGGCGAGUCUUGGCCGUAAGUCUGUUGAGAGUUUAGAUACAAGCUUGACUUUAAAUGAAGGGGACAACAUUAGAAAUAACAUAAAUGAAACUGAAAGUGGUAACAAGGACACAACAGAUAGUAGAAUGCCUGAAGCUCAACAAGCAGAAUCAGUGGAUCAACUGUUCUUUGUGCCUUUUAACAAAAAAGAUGAUGUAGACCAGCCUACAAAACCCCAGACAAAAAAACCCGAUCCAAAACAGUUUCUGAAGAAACGUAGUAACCCUGUUACACAAGAAGAAGACAGGCUUUCCUCUAAGCGUCCUAAAAGUGAAAAUGCUGCACCAGUGACUUCCAGGAAGAAUUCUUUAGAUGAUGAUUAUCGUAAUAAAGGCAAACAAACAACCAAGGUGAAGGACACUGUAGAACCACCGGCUAGGGUAACCAGACAGAGAGUGAAGAGUGUUGGUGCAGCAAAAAUUACAAAUUCUCGUCAAGGAGUUAAGCCGUCCGUUGGCAUGGUAAAGGGUCUAGCCACUUCAAAACUCAUCUUGACAAAAAAAUCUAAAACAGCAAUACCUAAGCACCCCCUGCCAUUUGCUGCGAAAAAUAUGUUUUAUGAUGAACGCUGGAUGGAGAAACAGGAGCGAGGAUUUGUAAACUGGCUCAACUUUAUACUGACACCGCCAGAGGAACACCAGGGUAGUGAUGUGAAGGUCAAAGUUGACGCUGGUAAGCUCACAUUAGAUAUUGAGAAAGGAAGAACUAGACUCGCACCAACCAAUGAGAUCUUAUCAUUUCGCACAUACUCCGCCCACAGGAAGUUAAACAGACUGCGAAAAUCUGCAUGUCGUCUAUUUCAGUCCGAGUCGGUAAGACGGGUUAUUCAGAAGGUCGAGGAGGAGGUGGAGAACAAGAGACUGUUGGUACGGAAGGAUAAAAUGAUACAUGCUGAUGUUGGAGCAAAACAGAAAGUUCUAGACAUGCUGUUGUCGUAUAACCCACUAUGGUUACGAGUUGGACUUGAGACAAUCUACGGUGAAGUGGUUCCUAUUCAGUGUAACACAGAUGUAUAUGGUUUGUCACAGUUUAUAGUUCUCCGCGUCCUUGGUAGUCCGGAUAUAGCUGAGGAAUUUGCACAUCCAACUGUCCCACAUUUAUACAGAGAUGGAUAUGCAGAGGCGACUGCCCAGCAUACACUGAAGAGAUAUCUCAUGUUAGUGUACUUCCUGGAUCAAGCUAAACAACAUACAUUGAUUGAUCAUAACCCUUGUCUCUUCUGUAAAAACUCUGAUAUCAAGGCAAGUAAAGAUAUGUUACUACUGUUUUCACGAGACUUCCUGUCAGGUGAAGGAGACAUCACCCGUCAUCUUGGUUACCUUGGAUACAAGGUGACAUAUUCUCAGACAGCCCUUGAUGAGUUUGACUUUGCUGUGAAAAGUCUUGGUACAGAUCUAAGGGAUGGGCUAAGACUUGCACGUGUGAUGGAAGUGAUCUGUGAUAAAACAGAAAAGAUCAGGAAAAGUUUGCGGACACCGGCCAUUAGUCGUCUGCAGAAAAUUCAUAACCUUGAGGUUGUUUUCAAAGUAUUGGAGCAACAGAGUAUUGAUACAGGUGUUGUUACAACUCGAGAUAUUGUUGACGGCCACAGAGAGAAAACUCUGUCGUUGCUAUGGGCAAUCAUCCUUCACUACCAGGUUGCCAUGGUGAUUAAUGUGGAACAGGUCAAGGAGGAGGUUCAGAUACUGGAAAGAAGUUUACGCCUCAAGAAACAGCUUCAUAAAUUUGUGAACCUACAAACAGAUGUUACAAGUAAGAGGAGAGAAUCUGAAGGACCUGACCUACAUACACAAGAUGAGAGACUUAACUUGUUGAUGAAAUGGUGUAGGGCUGUAUGUGCCUUCUACGAUAUCAAGAUAGAGAACUUCACAGUAUCAUUCUCAGAUGGGAGAGCACUCUGCCACAUCUUACACUACUACCAUCCUAGAUUACUUCCCUUGUCAGAGAUACAUAAUGAGACGUCUGUGACGUACAUGGAGGAUAUGGAGAAAAAUUGCCGCAGCAAUAUGAACUGUAGCUUGAAUGAUAGCGUGAACUCGUCAGCUGUCUUUGGAGAUACAGUUGAUCCAGCUGUAUAUGAAAAACUGCUAGCCAAUGAAAAGGAGAAUUUCAAAAAACUUUCAGAGAAGGUGAAGGAGUUAGGUGGCAUUCCUCUGAUGUUACGCUGGUCAGACAUGUCUAAUACUAUACCUGAUGAGAAAGUAGUGGUCACAUACCUUAUGUAUCUGUGCGCACGAUUACUGGAUAUCCGUCACGAGUCACGUGCAGCACGAGUUAUACAGCAUGCCUGGAGAGCACAUAGGUUGAGGAAAAUACAAGCUUUGUAUGAGGUGAAGGGUAAGGCUAUUGUUGUGAUACAGCGUGCUGUAAAACAAUUCCUCCAGCGUAGGAGAGAGGAGCACCGGCAAUCUGCCGCACUCACUAUACAGAGGGUAUGGCGGGGACACCGUGCCAGGUCCGAGGCUCGUAAAUUGCGUCGGGACAUACUUCUGCAAAAACACAUGCAUGCUGUCAACAUUGUUCAGAAUGCAGUUAAGCAGUAUUUACACAGGAGAAGGUAUUUAGUGACGAAAGCAGCUGUGGUUCAGGUUCAAGCUUAUUGUAGAGGGUACCUCUAUAGACGAACACGUCAAACAGCUGCCACCAACAUACAGCGCGUCUUCCGAGGACAUUUGGCUCGCCAACAGGUCAGCAAAAUGCACUGUGCAGCAGUCAAAAUACAGGCCUGCAUUAGAUCAUUCCUGGCAAGAAAACUGCUCCAUAAACAAACUGCAGCAGCCAGUAUCAUACAACGUAGAUAUAGAGCAUGUGUUGCGAUGAGAAAACAGCACUGUAUCUAUAGCAGUACGAAAAAAGCUUGUAUAGUUAUACAGAAAUGGUGGCGAAGACAUCUUACAUUGAAACAUGAGAGGCUAGUAAGAGCUUCUGUUACUAUUCAGGCAUGUGUGAGGCGCUGGUUAGCGAAAAAACAUUACCAGAAACUAAGAGAAAAUGUGGUAUGCAUUCAAGCUGCAUUUAGAGGCUCUUCGCAAAGGCGAAAAUUUGAAAAAUGUAAAUCUGCUGUGUUGUUGAUACAGAGAAUUUUUAGAACCUAUCUGGAGAGCAGAAAACAGAGACAGACAUUUUUAGAGCUUAAACAAGCUGCGUUAGCCAUGCAGUCUAGGAGAAGAAUGUUAGUACAAAGAAGGAAAUAUUUACUGAUAAUUUCAAGUACCCAAAGGUUGCAAGCAUAUACAAGAAUGCUUAUCCAGAGACAAAAAUUCCAAAGAAUGAAAUCGUCAGUAGUUACUCUUCAGAGAUUUUACAGAGCUCAUCUACUGGGUGUUGAAUGUAGACGGGAAUAUCUUAUAACAGUAGGUGCGACCAUUACCUUACAAGCAGGGGUCAGGGGUAUGAUUUGUCGUAGGCAGUACAAGAAGGCAAGGCACCAAGUUGUUUCAGCCCAGGCAUUUGUGAGAGGGCAUCUACAAUAUAAGAAAUACCAGAACCUGAGACAGGCUACAAUCCUUUUACAGAGGAGAUACAGACAAGCGGUGGUUGCUAGGCAACAAAGGUCAGAGUUCAUAAAAAUGCGUCAAGCUGUAAUAGUGCUACAAAGUAAAUGGAGAAUGAACAAGGAAAGAAAAAAUUACUCAAGAUUGAAAUCUUCUGUUGUACUGAUCCAAUCGGCUGUAAGAAAAAUGAUCCAACAAAACAGGUACAACAAAAUUAAGUCUGCUGUUAAAACAAUAGAAAAGUAUUAUCAUGCUAAGGUGGAGGGAGAUAUUUGCAGACGUCAAUUUCUUGUGAGCAAAGGUGCAGUAAUGACCCUUCAAGCAGCUUUUAGAGGUCAUAAGGUCAGAAAAGAAAUGAAUGUAAGGAAAGUGAGUGCAAUUAAAAUUCAGGCUUCUGUUAGGGGAUAUAUUCAAAGGCAGCAGUAUAGGAAACUGAAAGAAUCCACCAUAUUCAUUCAGAGAAGGUUUAGAGAGACAUUGGUUGCUAAGCAACAAAGGUCAAAGUUCAUUCAAAUGAAACGGGCAGCAGUUGUCCUUCAGAGCACAUGGAGAAUGUAUAAAGAGAGAAAUUGCUAUCUGAAAAUGAGGAGGUCUGCAGUAUUGAUUCAAUCUUCUGUAAGAAAAAUGAUCCAACAAAACCAGUACAAAAAGAUGAAAUCUGCUGUCAAAACUAUAGAAAAGUAUUACCAUGCAAAGGUGGAGGGAGAAAUUUGCAGACGUCAAUUUCUUAUCAACAAAGGUGCAGCAAUGACCCUUCAGGCAGCUUUUAGAGGUCACAAGGUCAGAAAAGCAAUGAAAAUAAGAUGUAUAUCUGCUGCAAAGAUUCAAACAGCUUUCAGAGGACAUGUUCAAAGAAAACUAUUCCUGAAAUUAAGACAAUCAACUAUAACUAUUCAAAGAAGGUUUAGAGAAACAUUGGUUGCUAAGCAACAAAGGUCAAAUUUCAUUCAAAUGAAACAGGCAGCAAUUGUCCUUCAGAGUACAUGGAGAAUGUAUAAAGAGAGAAAUUGUUACCUUAAAAUGAGGAGGUCUGUUGUGUUGAUCCAAUCUACUGUUAGAAAAAUGAUCCAACAAAACCAGUACAAGAAGAUAAAGUAUGCUGUUAAAACUAUUGAAAAGUAUUACCAUGCUAAGGUGGAGGGAGAAAUUUGCAGACGGCAAUUUCUGGUGUGUAAAGGUGCAGCAAUGACCCUUCAGGCAGCUUUUAAAGGUCACAAGGUCAGAAAAGCAAUGAAAGUUAGAUGUAUAUCUGCUGCAAAGAUUCAAACAGCUUUCAGAGGACAUGUUCAAAGAAAACAUUUUCAGAAAUUAAGACAGUCAGCUAUAACUAUUCAAAGAAGAUUGAGAGAAACAUUGGUUGCUAGGCAACAAAGGUCAGAUUUCAUCCAAAUGAAACAGGCAGCAGUUGUACUUCAGAGUGCAUGGAGAAUGAAGGUAGAAAGGAAUUCUUAUCUGAAAAUAAAGAGGUCAGUGGUGUUGAUUCAAUCUGCUGUUAGAAAAAUUAUCCAACAAAACAAAUACAAUAAAUUAAAGUCUGCUGUUAAAACAAUAGAAAAGUAUUACCAUGCUAAGGUUGAGGGAGACAUUUGCAGACGACAAUUUCUGGUGUGUAAAGGUGCUGCAAUGACACUUCAGGCUGCUUUCAGUGGUCACAAGGUCAGAAAAACAAUGAAAGAAAGAAAUGCCUCUGCUGUUAAGAUUCAAGCUAUUUACAGAGGAUUCGCACAGUGCAAGCAGUUUCAAGAAUUAAAGAAAGCCACUUUAUUUUGUCAGAGAAAAUACAGAUUAAGACAGCUUACUAGAAAAGUUCAUGGGCAGUAUUUGAAAUCUAAAAAUGCAGCCAUAACCAUUCAGGCUGCAUUCAAGGGCUACGUACAACGGCAACGGUACAGAAAGACGUGCAGUAGAGUAGUUAAGUUACAGUCGGUUGUUAGGGGAUAUCUCAAACAACAACGGUACAGGAAAAUGUACUCUGCUGUAGUCAUGAUACAAAAGAGGAUUAGAAAAACUCUGUUGUCACGGAAACAAAGAAGCAGUUUCCUAAAACUGAAGCAUGCAGCUGUUGUUGUACAGUCCAUGGUUAGAAUGAAACAAGAAAGAAGUAGAUUUGCCAUGUAUAAAGCUGCAGCAAUUUUAAUUCAGUCAAGAAUUAGGGGAUAUAUCCAACAGAAGAAAUAUAAGAGAAUGAUUGCCGCCUCGAUAAUCAUACAAAAGUUCUACCGGGCUAAUACUGAAGCGCAAUUAUGCAGACGACAAUUUCUUAUCGCUAAGGGAGCAGCCAUUACUAUCCAGGCAUACUUCAGAGGUCAUCAGGUAAGAAUGGAGAAGAAACUGGAAUUGAAAUCGGCCAUUGUUAUACAGUCCGCAUUCAGAGGUUAUUGUCAACGAAAGCAGUACCUAGAACUGAAAAAUGCUGCAUCUGUGUUCCAGAAACACUACAGGGCCGUUCGUAUGAAAAGAAAUAUACAAGAAGAAUACCAGUCCUCUAGAAAAGCCAUCAUCCAGUUACAGGCUGCGGUCAAAACAUGGAGCUAUCGCCGUAAGUUCUUGAAAAUGAAGACUUCUAUUAUAAAGAUACAAGCAACUUAUAGAAUGUAUGCUGCAAGAAAAAAGUACCAGAUACAGAGAAAAGCCGCUGUCACUGUUCAGAAUUGGUUCCGAGGGGUAAUGUUGACGAAUGUUGCCAGACGGAAUUUCCUGCUACAAAAGGGUGCUGUGAUAACUAUCCAAGCGUAUGCCAAAAUGUACAUUAUGCGUAAAUUUUAUCUUGAAACAAUGGCCUCAAGAAAGAACACAGCUGCAGUCAGAAUCCAAACUUGUUUUAGAAGGCACAUUGCUGUACAGAGAUUCCAAAGUUUAAAGAGUGCAGUUAUGACAUGUCAAAGUAAAUACAGGGCCAAGUGUUGUGGGCAACGGGAGAGGCAGUCUUAUCUCAAGCUAAAAGAAUCUACUAUUAAAAUACAGUCCGGUUUCCGAGCCUUGAAAUGUCAACGGAAGUAUGAUCAGAUGAAAUCAGCAUCUGUUACAAUACAGUCUGCAGUGAGAGUCUGGAGAGCAAAGAAAGUUCUACAAAAUUUGAAGAACGAGAGACGUCUGCUCAAUGCCGCUGUUACAUUACAAUCCGGAUUCCGAGCUCUACAGGCAAGAAGACAAUUGACGGCCCUGAAAGAAGAAAAACUAAAGCAUAGACAGAUGUAUUUGACUCGGGUCACAGAAGUUAUGAGAGCAAAUAUGGCUGCCAUGGUUAUUCAGCGUUGCUAUAAGAAUUACAAAAUCAUGAAAGUUGCUAAGGAAAGACUCCACAGCAUUCUUUUAAUACAGCGCUGGAUGAGGAGUAAAUUACAGAGACUUCAUUACCUUCGAGAGAGAAAGUUUGUUAUUCGUAUACAGUCACAUAUUCGAACCUGGCUUGCUAGACGUGACAGGGCUGCUAGAGUGAUACAGAGGGCAGCAAGACAUUGGCUAGGGGAUGCCGUGACAAGAAAACAAAAUAGGGCAGCAGUCAAAAUCCAGUCUUUAUGGAGAGGGUACUACAAACGAAAGACUAUCAAAAGUAGGAGGCUGACGUUGCUACGGAAACGUGUCCAGGAGACGGCUGCCUCGGUUACAGAGGAGAAGAAGCUUGGUAACAGAACAUCAUCGGCACUUGACUUCCUCCUCCGAUAUAAAUUGUUAUCUCAAGUGAUGGACGCUCUCCAGCAUUUAGAUGUGGCAAGUCGUUUAUCAUGGAUAUGUUGUGAGCGUAUGGUUGAGGCUAUACCCGUGUUGUAUAGACUAGUAGAGAGCUGUAACAGAAGUCUGCCUCAUAUGGAUAUUAUAAAGUGCACGAUCAGCAUUCUUACAAAUCUCGCCAAGUAUGAAAAGACGCGGGGAGCAGUGUACGAGGCAGAGAAAGGUGUUGACAUACUUGUGAACUUGAUGCAGAUCUACAGAGAGAAACCGCCUGUCUUUAACAAAAUCUGUACCCUCCUUGGUAUUCUAGCCCUGGACACGCCUUGUAAAACAAGCAUCCUUGCGGACAAGAAGCUUGUGGAGAAACUAACAAGUAUACAGUCUCUUACUGCACGUAAACACAAACUGGAGGAGAACCAAAGAGUAACACGUGCACGAAUGAACGCUAGCUCGCUCAACGCUACAUUUUUAAUCAGUGCCCCGGUGAAGAAACAUAAAAUCAAUCCAGACUGGGCCCUUCAUAAGGACAAGAUGAAUGACAUUGAAAACCCGCUUAAAGCGAUUAACUUUGUUCUGGGAAAUCUUGGAAUUAAACCAAACACAAGAUGAGCAGUGCUGGUGCUUUUUAUUACAGGUUUAGCAAUAAAAUGCUCAGUUUAAUCAGCAAGACCCGCACCGUAUAUUAGUCAUUAUUUAAAACUUAGGUCAUCAAAUUUUCUUACUUCCACAACACAUAGAUCUGUAGAUUUACUCCUUGACUGUUGUUUACAUAUGGGGAAAAUAAUCACAGUCUGAAGGGUAAAAUAUCUGUGUUUAGGAAUUGUUUGGGUUUUUCUAUUUUAUAUAUGUUUAUUUGAAGUUCUUUAGAAGUAGCUUAUAGACUGACUUCAAAUCAAUUUUUGUAUAAUUAAUUUAAAAUUUAUAGGAAAGACUUUUGAAUGGACUCCUAAGCAAAACCUAUAGAUAAGUGCUGUAAGCUGAAUAAUAAUUUACUGUCUGGAUAGCUGGCACACUAAUUUUCUAAAACAAAAAUCAACUUUUAGUAAUUAAUCUAAUAAAUUUGUUGUGAAUAUAAUGUGAAUUUUUGGCUUGGUUGAGAAACCAUGUCAUUGGACUAAAAUCAUUUGUUAUUCUGGCAUGGUAUUUAUAUACAGUAAAGAAAAUAGUUUGUGAAUAACUUAAGAAAUUUCCUGCCAACUCAUAUGUUUGUAAUAAAAAAAGCACUUUGAUGUUAUGAAUGAAAUUAAUGAAUGUACAUGUUUUUUCAUUCAGGUAAAAUAUUUUUUAAUCUGCAAUGUUUUUUAAAAAUUGUAUGUAGAUUUUUAUUACUUCUUUAGUCAAAGUUUGAUAAAACAGGACUGAAUGUUGUGUCAAUGUUUUCUCUCUUCUUGUGUUUCUUUUCUCGCCUAUCACUUUCAUUGUUUACUUUUUUAUCUAUUUUAGAUUGUAAGUAUCUUUUUUAAUGUAAUCAUGCUAGAUGGAAAUAAAUUGUUCGUAUUUACGGUAAGUGACAAGAUGUUUUAUAGGAAAGACUUUUGAAUGAAAAUGAAAAGAAAAAAAAUAAUAGAAAUACCAGAUAGAAAUUUCAGGUCUUAAAAACUGAAAAAUAGCAAGAUAGAAUGUUUAUUGUUUUUAUUUUCAUUUCAUUUACCUAUUAAGGUAAAUGUAACCAUUUAUAAAUACAAGUGAUAAGUAUAGACCUGUGUCACGAGUAUACAGUCGGGUUGGACAACCUGAACAUUUGUGCAGGGUGACCAGACUCGGCUUUAUACCGACCAACACUUCAGCAGAAUUACCUAUAGCUUGUACUCCUAACUGUCUCCAUACUAGCUUGUGUACUCUACCUUCUUUAAACACUUGUAGCUUUAAAUACGUUCCUAUACUCUGCAUCUAUAUCUUCUGUCGUAUCAAUCACACUACUAUAAGAAUGUUUAAUUUUUAAAUUGUAUUGACACAUGUCUUUACCAUUGUAUUCUGUAAUACUGUUAUUCAAAAUUAACUUUUAUAUGGAACUUAAAAAAUAAAAUUGAUAAAUACUAUUGAA
Ruditapes philippinarum (Manila clam) is the source of this 12308-nucleotide messenger RNA. Its product is annotated as abnormal spindle-like microcephaly-associated protein homolog. Gene Ontology annotation, biological process: establishment of meiotic spindle localization; mitotic cell cycle; spindle organization. Gene Ontology annotation, cellular component: spindle pole. The record is from RefSeq and is a predicted model, not a curated record. NCBI's taxonomy places the organism in Eukaryota, Metazoa, Mollusca, Bivalvia, Venerida, Veneridae. The coding region runs from base 125 to 10873 and encodes 3582 amino acids. The transcript is spliced from 23 exons. Gene Ontology annotation, molecular function: protein binding.